Molecule: messenger RNA, 1990 nt
Organism: Temnothorax curvispinosus
Lineage: Eukaryota; Metazoa; Arthropoda; Insecta; Hymenoptera; Formicidae
Product: F-box/LRR-repeat protein 3-like
Exons: 5
Coding region: 621-1433 (270 amino acids)
Source: RefSeq, a predicted model, not a curated record
AGCUAUUAUGUAAGAUUUUACGAUUAUCGCGUGAUUAACAUUAGAUUCCAUAUUAUAGUCAAGAAAUAUGCAAACAUUGCAAACCAAAUGAAAACUUUAUUGUAGUCUUUAUUUCAAUAUUUUCUCCAUCUCGAAGUAAUUAUUUGAAAGAAUCCAGAGGAAGAACGUGAUAAACUUAUCUUGGAUCACGUUUUCCCCGUUUAUCACGUUUAUCACGUUUUCCCCGUUGUAGCCUCAUGUGAAAGAUCUUUUCUUUUUAUGUGAUACACGUGAGCAGUGCGCGAAUAAUAUCUGCAAUCUCGAAGUCCUUGACCCUUUUCUUCGCGACUUUACUUUUACUUAACGUUCCUCGCGUGUAUGCCCUAGUCCCCACUUCCGUAAACUCCUUUCGCUUUUUCCUAGCACCUAUCUCGGUGAGUCGAGCUAGACCAGGGACCGUGAUUCGCCGCAGAACGAAAGAGCAUAUCUUCGGUUUAUUAUCGAGACCAUCGCGCGAAUACUUUUGCAGCAGUGUCCAGAGCUUCUCUCAUCACGGUAGAAUGUUCGAAUACCGCUCGGCAAAAUUUUCACCGAGUCAGUUUGAAAGAGUGAUGCGAAACUAAACAUUUCAACUGUCGCAAAUGUUUGCGGUGACAAGCACGGCGAAGCUCGAGAUCGAUGAGCAUUUUAAAUCCGCAGUAACGAUCUCCAAGACUAAGAAUGUCAAACGCAGGAAGAAUCAUCGUUGGAAUAACGACGAUCCCAGAACGUUGCAUCUUAUGCGAGUUAAAGGAUUUCCGCGACUAUUGCCCGAAGGCAUUCUCGCUUUGGCCGAUUAUUGUCGAUGGCUUCGCGAAUUAUCUUUAUCGUAUGCUUUGCUGAGCGACGAGCUGCUCUCAGCUUUGUGCUCGGUAAAGCAAAUUCACUUGGAAACUCUACGAGUGGAGGCACAUCCGGAAGCGAAGCCUCUUCCAUGUGUCAGCGACAAAGCGUGGUCCGCGUUUUCAAAUCGUUUGCCCGACAUAAAUCUCGCGCUACUAUCUUACAUGACCGACGACGAUGAUAAAAAAUUACUCUUCACGUCGCACAUCCCCGUAACGCAUUUGUACCUUGGUGACGAAACAUCAGAGUCGACAAUGUCACGGAUAAGCAAGCAAUAUCCACAAUUGAUUGAAUUAGUUAUCGCCGCUUAUGGAUGUGGUCCGAUUGAUCGAUUCCUGAUUUCCGUGGCCAAGAACUGCCCGCGGCUUAGCGCCGUCGGUUUGGGCGAUUGCGAAAUUACUUGUUCUGGGUUAGCGAAAUUCGUUGCGUUGUGCGCACAUCGUCUGCAGGUACUGUAUGUUUCGGAAACAUCGCUGAUAGAAGAUGCGGACCUCGAUAUCGCUAAAGUGUCGACGAACUUAUCUUCGCUCCUUGGUCGAACGUGGAUACCAGAGUACGUACCAUUGUGGUAAUCUCCUGAGAAGUGAAAAAGAGGUUUCAACGUAAUUUACAGCCGUAACAGGAUACAUGACGAAAUAAAAUAUUCACGACGUAGUUUUCUAUUUUUCACAAAUUACAUAAUAACUUACAGAGAUUUUGCAAUGUCGAACAGAAAAUUCAACGUAUUCACUUUCAUGUUUAUAAUGCUUGUAACAUUUGCAGUAAAACUGCUGGAUAGUACUAAAAAUCUGAAAUAAUCUCGAUAUAUUCUACGUGCAAUAUCGUUUCGUCUGUUGAAUUAGCAGUACCGCAGAAAUUAAUUGAUCGUUGCUGUUGAUACCAAAAAAUAGAAACUUUAUUAGUUUAUAAUAGUAUUUUUUUUAGAUGUUUUAUAUAUAUAUAUAAAAUAAUGUAACGUUACUAGCACUUGUCUACCGUCGUCGCGUAUGGUAGACCCGUAUAAUAUUCAAUAUCCAUACGUAAUAUUAUUAUGAUAUAUAACAGUCUCUGUAUAUACAUUAUUUCUACAUUAUUAUAUAAUAAAUGAUUGGGCAUUUAACAUUACGAUGUCCAGCAACAUUAACAGCAA